This is a messenger RNA of Aureobasidium uvarum, 591 nucleotides long. The record is from the annotation of a GenBank genome assembly. Lineage: Eukaryota; Fungi; Ascomycota; Dothideomycetes; Dothideales; Saccotheciaceae.
AGACGCAUUUCUACACCUUCGGCAGCCCAGCGCAAUCAGCAAGCGACCAUCUCGUUUGGCAAGCAGGGUCUCAAUCGCGUCACCAAGACUACGCUUGCUCAGCGCGACUCCAAGGCCACCAAGAAGGACAAUGCGUUGCUAGAUGCAGUGUCAACCCAUGACAUUGACCAACUCACCACCGCUGAUGCUGCCAUCCAAGAACAAGCCGAGGCCGAACUUGUCGACAUCAAGCCUCUGGAAACCGAGCUUCACUCUCCCGGCGAGCCUGAUGACUACGAGAAAAGAGCCAACAAAAUCACCAACGCCCAGAUCAAGAAGUACUGGCAACAAAAAGAGGCCGAGAGAAAGUGCCUGCGCGUUCACCAACAAGGACUCGAUGUUUCGGAAAAGAUCCUGAGGGAGUUUGACAUGAGCGGACANCCCUGCAUUGGCAUUGCCAGAGUCAAGCGCUGGAGACGAGCCAACACUCUGGGCCUCAAUCCUCCCAUCGAAGUGCUGGCAGUCUUGCUCAAGGCGAGUGACAAGGACAAGAGCAGAAUGCAGCGUGCUCACGUUGACGAGUUGAUGAGCUCGAGAUUUAUCGAAACGUAG